Microthlaspi erraticum is the source of this 1347-nucleotide messenger RNA. Lineage: Eukaryota; Viridiplantae; Streptophyta; Magnoliopsida; Brassicales; Brassicaceae. The record is from the annotation of a GenBank genome assembly.
AUGUACAAAAACCAGCUACAGGAGCUAGCCCAGAGAAGCUGCUUCAAUCUACCUUCGUAUACCUGUAUAAGGGAAGGUCCAGACCACGCGCCGCGAUUCAAGGCUACCGUUAACUUCAACGGCGAGAUCUUCGAGAGUCCUCAGUACUGUUCCACUCUCCGUCAAGCUGAGCACUCUGCUGCUGAAGUUGCUCUCAAUGCUCUCUCUAAUCGUGGCCCUUCUCACUCCCUCGCCUCCAGGAUCUUGGAUGAGACUGGAGUGUACAAGAAUCUGUUGCAAGAGAUAGCUCAGAGAGUGGGAGCUCCUCUGCCGCGUUACACGACCUUCAGGUCAGGUCUAGGACACCAACCGGUGUUCACCGGCACCGUGGAGCUGGCUGGAAUCACGUUCACCGGAGAUCCGGCUAAGAACAAGAAGCAAGCAGAGAAGAAUGCUGCUAUGGCUGCUUGGUCUUCCUUAAAACAAUUGGCGAAAGAAACUUCAAGCUCAAUGCCUGAGCCGGAGAACAUUGACGAGCUAGAACAGGUGAUUAUAGCAAGAGCCUUGAUAAACUACCGUAUCAAGGAAAACAUCGGCAUGGGAACGGGAACGGGAGCAGGAAGCUCCUCGAGUGGUGGUGCUCCGGUUCCAUUUGCGAAGAAGUUCUUUAUGCAUAGCCCAAGACCAACAAGUCCACAGCCUUCUCCUGCGACCACAUCGAGAAUCUUACCCUUUAUCUCCUCAAGACCUUCUCUUAGAACCAGAUCUUUAGCAGCAGCUUCCAUUGAAAGAACCAUAGCAUCCGCUUUGGAGAGCCAGAACCGCAGCAGCUACCCGAGGCCGCCUCAGCAGAGAUAUGCAACUACAGGAACAGGAACUGGGGCUCCUCCUUAUGUUCCCAUGAGGCAUUUGAGAUCGCCGUGCCACGGGAUGGCUCCACCUGUUACUAUCAGAACCUCUGUGCCUGUCUUCUCUGCACCUCCAAUGCCUCCUCCUCCAUCCUCUACAAACUCUCAGCUACCUUCAGUGUACGUCCCGUCGCUAAUGAGGACCGCACCAGCACCACCGGUGAGGAUUGCACCGCCUGUGACUAUCAGAACCGCAGUGCCCGUUUUUGCUUCUGCCCCACCUGUGACUGUUAGAAAAGUGAAUGUCCAGACCACUGCUCAAGUAAACGAAACCCGGAUGCUAUCACUCCAUGAAAACAAACAGAGUGAUACUCCAUUCUUGCCUGAUAAUCUGGAAAUUGAAGUAGAAGGUAGAGUUAAAACAAAUCUUGCAGUGAGUGAGAAGAAAACAGCCGCUGAGGUAAAGGAGACCGAGAGAGCAGCAUCGGCAAGAGAGCGACUGGAGAAUCUCAACAUCUGA